Haliotis rufescens (red abalone) is the source of this 906-nucleotide messenger RNA. RefSeq names its product GATA zinc finger domain-containing protein 14-like. The record is from RefSeq and is a predicted model, not a curated record. The coding region runs from base 1 to 906 and encodes 301 amino acids. Lineage: Eukaryota; Metazoa; Mollusca; Gastropoda; Lepetellida; Haliotidae. The transcript has a single exon.
AUGCUACAGGGACAGGACAGUCACAACACCAGUCACAACACCAGUCAUAACGCCAGUCACACCACCAGUCGCAACACCAGUCACAACACCAGUCACAACACCAUUCACAACGCCAGUCAUAACGCCAGUCACACCACCAGUCACAAAACCAGUCACAACACAAGUUACAACACCAGUCACAACACCAGUUACAACACCAGUCACAACGUCAGUCAUAAAGCCAGUCACACCACCAGUCACAACACCAGUCAUAACGCCAGUCACACCACCAGUCACAACACCAGUCACAACACCAGUUACAACACCAGUUACAACACCAUUCACAACACCAGUCAUAACGCCAGUCACACCACCAGUCGCAACACCAGUCACAACACCAUUCACAACGCCAGUCAUAACGCCAGUCACACCACCAAUCACAACACCAGUCACAACACAAGUUACAACACCAGUCACAACACCAGUUACAACACCAGUCACAACGUCAGUCAUAAAGCCAGUCACACCACCAGUCACAUCACCAGUCAUAACGCCAGUCACACCACCAGUCACAACACCAGUCACAACACCAGUUACAACACCAGUUACAACACCAUUCACAACACCAGUCAUAACGCCAGUCACACCACCAGUCGCAACACCAGUCACAACACCUUUCACAACGCCAGUCAUAACGCCAGUCACACCACCAAUCACAACACCAGUCACAACACAAGUUACAACACCAGUCACAACACCAGUUACAACACCAGUCACAACGUCAGUCAUAAAGCCAGUCAUACCACUAGUCACAACGCCAGUCAUAACGCCAGUCACACCACCAGUCGCAGCAACAGUCACAACACCAGGCACAACGCAAGUCGUUUCCACGGGCAUUUCUCUGCAGCUGUUGCUCGCCAGCUGUGA